Molecule: messenger RNA, 529 nt
Organism: Camellia sinensis
Lineage: Eukaryota; Viridiplantae; Streptophyta; Magnoliopsida; Ericales; Theaceae
Source: RefSeq, a predicted model, not a curated record
GGACUCUCCUCAUUGACAGUAUGCCUGUCAGAUGUCAUGUUAACAAUCUCAAAUUCACAAAUGUGGUCUUAUAAGUACUACAGGUUCAAGUAAUUUUAAUUAUUAUGGUGUGUUCCCGUUGAGAGGUAAAUUGCUUAAUGUGAGGGAAGCAAGCCAUAAACAGAUCAUGGAGAACACUGAAAUUCAGAGCAUCAAGCAGAUUCUUGGACUUCAGCAUGGAAAACAGUAUGACAGUGUGAAGACUUUGAGAUAUGGUCAUUUGAUGAUCAUGACUGAUCAGGACCAUGAUGGAUCACAUAUUAAAGGGUUGUUGAUUAAUUUUAUUCAUUCAUUUUGGCCAUCGUUGCUAAAAAUUCCUUUUUUCUUAGUUGAGUUCAUUACACCUAUUGUGAAGGCUACUCACAGAAAUGGGAAAGUUCUAGCGUUUUAUUCCAUGCCGGAGUAUGAAUCUUGGAAGGAGAGUUUGGGAGGCAAUGCCAGCGGUUGGUCCAUUAAGUACUAUAAGGUUUGUAUGUUCAAGAUCACAUGA